This is a messenger RNA of Cyphomyrmex costatus, 793 nucleotides long. Its product is annotated as cytochrome P450 306a1. Gene Ontology annotation, cellular component: intracellular membrane-bounded organelle; cytoplasm. The transcript is spliced from 4 exons. Gene Ontology annotation, biological process: xenobiotic metabolic process. Lineage: Eukaryota; Metazoa; Arthropoda; Insecta; Hymenoptera; Formicidae. The annotation marks the transcript as partial. Gene Ontology annotation, molecular function: iron ion binding; oxidoreductase activity, acting on paired donors, with incorporation or reduction of molecular oxygen, reduced flavin or flavoprotein as one donor, and incorporation of one atom of oxygen; steroid hydroxylase activity. The record is from RefSeq and is a predicted model, not a curated record.
GUUUUUACCAAGAUAUGGCAAAGUAAUGAAGUCACUUAUUGAUGGCAAGCUAAAAACACAUCAACAAUAUCAAACGAUCAUCGAUGAGUAUCAUGCUCGACCAGAAAAAACAGAUAACUUCCUUGCAGCUUUCGAUGAGGCAAUGAAUACCAAUGCGAAUAAUGAACACUUCACACAACAGCAAUUUUAUCAUUUGUUAGCCGACCUUUAUGGUGCAGGCGUCGAUACUACUCUCACAACUUUUCGUUGGUUCCUCCUGUUCAUGGCAGCAUAUCCGGAUGAGCAAAAAAAAAUUCAGGAUGAAAUGAACGAGCUAUUGGGACAAAAAAUACCCACUCUGGAAGACAAGCUACUUUUAAUUCGACUUGAGGCAGCCAUCGCGGAAACGCAAAGAUUGCGGAGCGUAGUACCGGUCGGCAUCCCUCAUGGGACAUUAGAGGAUACACAAAUAGGUAAUUACGAUGUGCCGAAAAACACCAUGGUUGUUCCAUUGCAAUGGGCUAUUCAUACAGAUCCUUCGUACUGGCGUGACCCGCUUUUAUUUAAACCCGGGAGAUUUAUUGCUGAGGAUGGAAGCCUCAUCAAGCCAAAAGCCUUUCUACCGUAUCAAGCAGGUAAACGUAUGUGCGUCGGUGAUGAACUGGCAAAGAUGAUAUUAUUUCUGUUCGGCGCAAGAUUUCUUCAUUCAUUCGUUAUCUCCGUACCACCCGGUACGGAUCUUGAUUUGGAAGGCGAGUGCGGAAUUACCCUGUUUCCGAAACCGUACCGGUUGAUUUUUACACCACGACAAUAA